ACCUUCCAAAACAAACCCCUACCCACGUUCUGAAUAACAAAAGACUUAUUUGUCAAUGGACCCGGUAAAGAGAAAACGGCCAGAUGACGGAGAAAAGGACGGAAAGUCGAAGAGAAUCAAUGAAAACGAAGUUAGCAGAGGACUGACGGUGAAGGAUGAUGAGGUAGACGAGUUUUUUGCGAUAUUGAAGAGGAUACAAGUGGCCGUCAAGUAUUUCGAGAAGAGUAGCGGCGGGAGACGUGAGUUGAAGGGAAAAGGAUGGCGAUCAAGCUUCGAAGCCGAGGAUUUCGACGGAGAUAACGGUGAUAAUAACACUGAGAAUAAUGGAAGCAAAACGGAGGAAGCUACAGAAGAAAUUUCGGGUCUCGAUCUGAACGGGGAUCCUGGAUCAACCACACUAACCUUGAAUUAAAGUUAAUUAUUUUCAAUAAUAAUACUAUGUUUUUUUUUUUUUCUGUUUUCUUUAUGUAAAGCAUCUCAUCAGAAGGGACGUACACCUUGUUCCGUUAUCUUUUUCCUGUAAAACUGUAGUGAUACCUAAAUCAUACCGUAUAGUAUAUAUUAUAUGGUGUGUUUAUUAUAUUUAUAUUAUAUUAUAUUAUAUAGAGUGAAUAAUUAUAAAUAAUUAUUAUAUUAUGUCACUCUAAACUUUGCAAUCAGUUUGUGAUGGAGGUGGAGAGACCGACCAAUGUUAUUAAUAUUUAAUUUAUG
This is a messenger RNA of Mangifera indica (mango), 711 nucleotides long. Its product is annotated as protein NIM1-INTERACTING 2-like. The record is from RefSeq and is a predicted model, not a curated record. Bases 56 to 412 code for a protein of 118 amino acids. The transcript has a single exon. Lineage: Eukaryota; Viridiplantae; Streptophyta; Magnoliopsida; Sapindales; Anacardiaceae. Gene Ontology annotation, biological process: regulation of systemic acquired resistance.